AUGUAUAUUACAUUACUACUAUCCAUCAAAGGUUGGUGUGUUUAUAAAACGAAGCUAACCUUCAAAGACGUCUUUUCUGCUCUAAUUUUCGUUUUAAUUUACACGAUUUGCAAUUGUCUUCUUGCUUUAACAACACUUGGCAAAGCAGAAACAAUUAUACGUCUCGUCAGCAUGUUUGCUAUUAUGCUGUAUGUCCGAGAAUUAGUGAUUUCCAUCACAAAAACGAACAUUCAUUUUAUUGCUCAUUUAUAUGUAAUUUCCAAUGCAGGAGUUACACCAACAUCCACUCCCAUAUACGCCAAGUAUAGAGUAUAUAAGCUCCUGAGACUUGCUGUCGCUUUCUGUUGCUUUAAUAUUUCAGUUCGAUUGAUUACAUCUUUAUUUAAUAAUCCUUUCCUAUGGAUUGACCAACUUAUUUUUGAUUUAAUGCAGAUAGCCAUUGACAUCAUUCUUUGUGUUACCUUUAAAUUGAGCAAAUCUGAGUCAAAUGACCAGUAUUUGAUGUUAUCUGAUGAUGAGUAUGAGCAUACUAAACCUGAAGAGCUGCAAUUGACUGAUAUAAAGCAGAUAUCAAUAAAGGAAUUGAUAAAUAAGACAGGAAUCGCAUGGGAAAGAGGAAUUAAAUUACCUAAUGCACCAAUCAUCAAAGACACUGCGCAAAGAUAUGACACAUCUAGAUUACAAGCUGCAAAGAUUAUUAAACCAAUAGAUGAAACAGAUGAUUUUACUGAAAGUACAGAAUCUUUAUCUAAUUUAUAA
Messenger RNA from Trichomonas vaginalis G3, 759 nucleotides. RefSeq names its product lung seven transmembrane receptor family. The transcript has a single exon. Lineage: Eukaryota; Parabasalia; Trichomonadida; Trichomonadidae. The record is from RefSeq and is a predicted model, not a curated record. Bases 1 to 759 code for a protein of 252 amino acids.